Messenger RNA from Bombyx mori (domestic silkworm), 14888 nucleotides. RefSeq names its product serine/threonine-protein kinase Genghis Khan (gene gek). The transcript is spliced from 47 exons. Lineage: Eukaryota; Metazoa; Arthropoda; Insecta; Lepidoptera; Bombycidae. Gene Ontology annotation, biological process: peptidyl-threonine phosphorylation; actomyosin structure organization. Bases 269 to 5668 code for a protein of 1799 amino acids. Gene Ontology annotation, molecular function: protein serine/threonine kinase activity; ATP binding. The record is from RefSeq and is a predicted model, not a curated record. Gene Ontology annotation, cellular component: cytoplasm; cytoskeleton.
GCACUUUUUGACAUUGUCAUUUUAUACACAAUACAAAAUCAACUGUUAAAAAUUGGUCUAGUAAAGCUAUGCAAUAAAGCUUGCUGGAUUAAUGUGAACAAACGGACUCGAGUAACCGCAUUCACACAUAUAUCGAAAAACUGAAAGUGCAGAUCUUAAUGAAGAAAAAAUGAUAGGAAUCAUGGAUGGGGCCCAAUGAAAGUGCAUUAGAAAAUUUAAUCUCAUAGAAUAUUGUGUUGUGUAUGAAAUGAGUGUGUUUUGAUAGUAUAUGUUGGACACAGUGAAUGGUAACAUGUCCGAAGAGGAAGACUCGUCCCCUGACAGGGAUUUGGUCCCCACCAAUAAUUCCUCUGUGGUAGGUAUAAAGCGUCUUAAGCAGAUCGAGUCCAUGUUCACGUCCCGUCGUCUCCAAGGUCCGAGAGCUCACACGUUAAGCGUCGAGACCCUGCUGGACGUCCUCUUGGUGUUGUACGACGAAUGCUGUAACAGUUCCCUCAGAAGAGAAAAGGCAGUAGCCGAUUUUAUCCACUAUGUGAAACCGGUGGCGACUGCUUUAAAACGUCUGCGAUUGUCAAGGGACGACUUCGAGCUGGUGAAGGUCAUAGGGCGCGGCGCCUUCGGUGAGGUGUGCGUGGUGCGAGCGUCGUUCAUACAGGGUGGAGACGGUGGUGCUCCCGGCGCCGCCGCGGCCGGCGACAGGGUGUACGCCAUGAAGAUAUUAAACAAAUGGGAGAUGUUGAAGAGGGCGGAAACGGCGUGUUUUCAAGAAGAAAGAGACGUCUUAGUUUUCGGCGACAGGAGAUGGAUCACGAAUCUACACUACGCUUUCCAAGAUGAACACAAUCUGUACCUCGUGAUGGACUACUACUGCGGCGGGGACCUGCUCACGUUGCUGUCCAAGUUCGAGGACCGGCUGCCGGAGGACAUGGCCAAGUUCUACAUCGCCGAGAUGGUGCUGGCCAUCCAGAGCGUGCACGAGCUGCGAUACGUGCACAGAGAUAUCAAGCCGGACAACGUUCUGUUGGAUGCAAGCGGUCACAUCAGGCUGGCGGACUUCGGAUCCUGUCUGAGGCUCGGCGAUGAUGGGAAGGUACAAAGCAACGUGGCUGUCGGCACGCCGGAUUACAUUUCACCGGAAAUAUUAAGAGCCAUGGAGGAUGGGCAGGGCAGGUACGGCCCGGAGUGCGACUGGUGGUCCUUGGGAGUGUGCAUGUACGAGAUGCUGUUCGGCGAGACCCCGUUCUACGCGGAGUCGCUGGUGGAGACCUACGGCAAGAUCAUGAACCACUCCAGGUCCUUCCAGUGUCCGCCGCCCGACGACCACGCCGCACAGGUGUCUGAAGAAGCCCAGGAUCUCAUUCGAAGGUUGAUCUGCGGGUCGGAGAACAGACUCGGCAAGAACGGACUCCAAGACUUUAAGAGCCACCCCUGGUUCGGCGGCGUGGAGUGGGAGACGGUGCGCGAGGUGCAGGCCCCCUUCGUGCCGGACGUGUCCAGCCCCACGGACACCUCCAACUUCGACGUGGACGACACUGACGUCAGGUUGUCGGAGGCGGUGCCGCCGCCCCGCGCCAGCGCCGCGUUCUCCGGCGUGCACCUGCCCUUCGUGGGCUUCACGUACACGGGCGGCUCCGCGCUCAGCGACCUGGGCGCGCCCGCCCGCCCACUCAGCCCCGCCAAGAACGCCACCAGCCAGGCGCCGUCCAACGCCGGGGACCGCGCCGCCGUCAAAGCGCUCGAAAGGGAAAACGCGCUGUUGGCGCAGACCAUAGCCGAGCUGCGGGCCGGGGGCGACGACCCCGCCAGCGACGAACUUAUCACGCUGAAGGAGGAACUGGCGACGCUGUCCAAGAGGAACGCUGAUCUCGAGGCGCAGUUGCGUUGUUACGAGCAGGUCGCGGUCUCAGCGGUCGGGCAGGAUAUUCCGUCAACGCCCCAGGAUAUGGCGGUUCGUUUGAGAGAAAUGGAAUUGAUCGUUCAAUCUCUGACCGCCGAGAAGGAGGAGCUCUUCAAAGAGCGGACUGACUCUAUGGAAAAAUUGAAACUUCAGGAUAAGGAAUUGAAGGAUGCUAUAUCACAACGCAAGCUCGCCAUGGCCGAAUAUAAUGAGGUCACCGAGAGACUAUCCGAGUUAAGACAGCAGAAGCAGAAAUUGUCGCGGCAGGUCCGCGAUAAAGAAGAAGAGUUGGAAGUGGCUAUGCAGAAGAUCGACGCGCUGCGCCAGGACAUCAGGAGGGCGGACAAGGGGCGGCGGGAGCUGGAGGCGAGGCUGGACACGGCCAUCGCUGAAGCCACCAAGGAACGUAAGCUGCGGGAGGAGUCCCUCCGCGGACAGCGCGCGGACGCCGCGGGAGGGACGGGCUCGACCGCCGACGUGGCGCGCCUGCAGGCCGAGGUCGAGGCUCUGGAGGUGCAGUACAAGGAGUCGCUGUCGCAGCAGCAGGCCCGCUUCGGCGCUGAGCUGGCCGCGCUCACCGAGCAGCUGCACGAGGGGGACGCGCUGCGCACCGUGCUCACCCGCGAGCUGCAGACCUCGAAGGAGAAGUUGGAGAAUCGUCGUAUGGAGCAGCUGAGCGACUCCGAGGACAGGCAGAUGCUGAUCAACGAGAACAGGAAGCUGGCCAAGGACCUGGACGCAAUGGCGGAGAACGGUCGGCGCUGGCAGGCGGAGCGUCGCCAGAUGGAGCUGGAGCUGGACGAGCUGCGGGCCAAGAGGGACACCAUGCAGCACUGGGAGACACAGAUAGCGGACAUCAUCCGGUGGGUGGCCGACGAGAAGGAGGCCCGGGGGUACCUCCAGGCGCUCGCCACUAAAAUGACCGAAGAACUAGACUUCCUCAAGCACGCGAGUGUAUCCCGUUCGUCGCCCGGCCCCCCGUCCCCCGCCGUGGGGGGGCCCGUGGGGGUGCCGGGGGGGGGCCCCGUGGGAUCCCAAGCAGGGGGCGGCUGGAGGAACCGCCGCUCGCAGAAACUCGACAAGAUGGAGAUACUCACGCUGCAGUCCUCAUUGCACUCUGAGAUACAAGCCAAGCAGGUCGUCAGUGAAGAGCUCAGUCGAACCCGGGCGGAGUUACUAGCCAGCCAGAGGGAGUUACUGGAGACCCGUCAGCGCCUAGACUCGCUGGCGCACGAUUUGAAGCGUAAGGAGCAGCACACGCGGGACCUCCAGGCCAGACUCGACGCCCCGCACGCCGCUGGCAACUCCUUCUUGGAUCGUCCAUCGUCACAGAUGAGCUAUCUUGAUCAGUUCCUGAAGGAGGGUCCCGCGGAGAGGCACUACGACAACGUUGCGGCUAUCAACGAACAAAAGAUGUCGUUGCAGGCCCGUUACAGGAAUGCACAACAUUUUUGUAACGCAAAGCUAAUGUACGGAUCUCAGCAGUCGGGAGUAUUGAGUGGCUCCGUUGAGUCUCAAGAUGAAAUGGAAGGUCCGAGAGCCUCCUCGCCGGCGUCCACGAAGAGCUCGCCCAGCGAGAUGUCGACCGUUAGUCAAUGUGACCCUUCGGCCGGGCCAGCCCUCCCCGGCAAGGAGAAGGUUCACCAGUUCCUCGUGAGAACGUUCAGCAGCCCCACCAAAUGUAAUCACUGCACGUCGUUGAUGAUCGGGCUGACGCGGCAGGGCGUGGUGUGCGAGCGCUGCGGCGUGGGCGUGCACGCGGCGUGCUGCGCGCUGCUGUGUGCGCGCUGCCCGCCGCCCGCGCGCGCGCGCCGCCCGCUCGGCAUCGACCCCGCGCGGGGACAGGGGACCGCCUACGAGGGAUACGUCAAGGUUCCGAAGCCGGGGGGAGUGAAGAAAGGUUGGAUGCGGCAAUUCGUAGUUGUAUGUGAUUUCAAAUUGUUCCUGUACGACAUAUCACAAGAUCGGAACGCUCUCCCGUCGGUCUGCGUGAGCCAGGUCCUCGACAUGAGGGACCCUGAAUUCAGCGUGACGUCAGUCAAGGAUUCUGACGUCAUACACGCCAGCAAACGGGACAUACCCUGUAUAUUUAGGAUAUCGACGUCACAGAUCGAGGGGGGCAAGCGCUCGCACACGCUCAUGCUGGCAGAGUCCGACUCCGAGAAGACGAAGUGGGUGGUCGCGCUCAGCGAGCUGCACCGGAUACUGAAGCGGAACAACCUGCCCGACAAAUGUGUGUACAGCGCGUGCACGGUGGCGGACAGCGGCGCGGGCGCGGCGCUGCGGGGCGCGCUGUGCGCCUGCAUCCUGGAGCGCACGCGGCUGUGCGUGGGCGGGGAGGCGGGGCUCGUGCUGCUGGACCUGGAGCGGGGCGAGCUCGUGCCCAAGCGGGGGCCGGCGCACGUGCACUCCGUGGUCUACGUGCCCAACGAGCAGCUGCUGGUUACAAUUUCCGGUCGCGGUCGUCACGUGCGGCUGGUCCCCAUUCGCGCGCUGGAGGCUGACGUGGACAGUGUCAAACUCCCCGAGACCAAGGGCGCGCUGACACUGGCAGCCGGCGCGACCAGAGCCGGCGCGUGCGGGUUCGCCGUUCUUUGCAAGAAACAGAACGCGUACAUCGUGAACGUGUACGAGAUAACGCGCACGGCGGCGCGCUGCGUGCGCAUCGCGGAGCUGCGGGCGCCGUCCGCCGUGUACUGCGUGCAGCUGUCGGCCGCGCGCCUCGUGCUGGGGUACCGCGGCGGGUUCGCCAGCCACGCGCUGCCGCACCCGCGCCGCGACGCCGACCAGCCCGCGCGCAGUCUGGUGCAUCCGGACAACCAGGUGAAUCUGUUCCUGUCACACUCUGGCGCGCGGCCGCUGUGCUGCGCGGCGGUGGGCGGCUCCGGGGACACGCUGCUCGUGUUCAACACGCUCGCGCUGUACGUGGACCGGCACGGACACCGCGCGCGCGACGCCGAGCUCAUGUACACGGCGCACCCCACGCACCACGCUAUAAACGAGUCGCACCUCCUCAUAUUCACGCAAACACACAUCGAUAUAUACGACAUCGAAACGAGCGAAUGGGUGCAGACGAUCAACAUACCCAACGCCCGACCCCUGGACACGUCUGGCUGGCUGAUCUGCGUGGGCGGCGGCAACAACGGCUUCCCCUUCUCUGGGGACGCCGCCCCCUACAUCGUCUACCUGAAGCCGCUCAUGAGCCAGGGUCCCCUGAAUGCGGACUUGUUAUCGUCGCGAACCGGCACCAGGCGACUAGCUGUGAGAGAUCAGUCGCAGCACGCGCUAGACGCGCACACUCGACUUGCGGAGCGACGUUCCCGCCUGAUCUCAGCCCCAACGAACUUCUCCCACGUGUCCCACAUGGGGCCCGGCGACGGCAUCCGCUCACAGAGGCUGCUCGACCUGCCCACCACAUUGGAGACUGCAGACGAACAGCAGGCCUACAGCAGCAGGGAGAGCAGUAAGCGGACGUCUCCGCUGACGAUAUCGCACGGCACCGGCUCCUAUAACGGUUCGUGGCGGGCGGCUCGCACGAAGGACGCGCCCCCCUCGCCGGUCCUGUCGCACCACCGGCCCAUGGAGAGGUCCAUAGGGGGAGGUUCGCAGGGGAGUGGCUCACUCCUCCUGGAGAGGUCCAUAACGCCGCUGAGUCUGGGCAGCAUGAGCUCCCUGCACGACGUGCUCAAGGUGGGGGCGGAGCUGGGGGAGGGCGCCCCGUCGGGGGACAGCAGCUGCGGCGCCUCGCCCCCCCACCCCGCGGACCCCUGAUGAAGCCAACUGACCGCUUGGAACAUUGACAUGUCCAGUCUCUACGCUUGCUUUUGUUGAGGUCGCGCUAAAAUAGCUCUUAUGUUGUCGUGCGAGAGGCUACAGGCGGGAAUGGACUUGAGACGUUUGGAUACUCAGCAGAGGAGGACGCUACAAGGGUCUCUCAAAAAUCACCGAAUCUCAUAAAGUUAAAAACCGCCUCCAGAAACUUUAAUAAUAGAUUUACCGACUUCAAAAAAAAAAAGGAGAUUCUCAAUUCGAAUGAUUUUUUUUUUAAAUAUGUUGUCACAUUAAGACUUUUUUCUAUGUGAAAUGAUUUUGAAAUUAUGCUUUUUAUGUGUUUUUUUUAUUGUAUCAAGAUCUGAUCAGUGGUUUCUGAGUUAUAAUACUUAAUAAUGCAUUUUUAAUUGAAUACAUUGACUAUGUUCUCUUUUGAGUUUGUCGAAGUCGGUUGUAUUUUUGGUCGAACUAUAAUUAUUAUUUUUGUUGGUUCUGUAUAUGUAUAGCCCAAUAUAAUAAAUUUAAUUUUUGCGAACAAAAGUCGCUUAAAGAACCUUAGAUGAUUUUCAUUCUUUUUAUGUUUAUUAAGCUCCAAUUAAAAUUCGAUUAACAAUAUAAAUUCAUCAACAAUACAAUAAUAUAUCGAAGGGUGAAAUGAUAUUUUGGUUUAAGCGACAUUUAUCUUUGUAAUUAAAGAUGCUUUUUAUUUGGUAUUAGCAUCAACAGUUCGAUGUUUUUAAUUGAGCUUCAAUUAAGCUUACUAAGAAAUUGCUGAAGAAGUUUUUUUGUUAUGAUUAUUUUUUCCAAAUUUUCAAACUUUAAAUGGCUCUCUGGUAAAAUUGCAAAAAUGUCCCUUAAACCAAAUAGUCUUACAUCCGUCGACAUAUAUAAAAAAGCGAGUGUAUGUUUGACUCUACCAUUGAAUAGAUCUUGAUACUGGGUUCAAUCUCUUGCAAAUAUUUAUCAGCACCAUAACAUUAUGAUACAAUAAGAAGGCGUGUAGAAAAAUGUUUUUGAUUUUGUUUUGUCAACGUUACUAAGUAUAUCGAUUGAUAUUAAAAACUUUAUUAUUCUGCAGACCGUACUUGUGACGUAUGAUAGAUACAUUUGAAAAAAAUUUAUACAUUACAAAUGUUUGGUUCCUACAUAUAAUAUAUGAUUUAAAAAAAAACAAGCAUGUUUGCUGUAUAAUUUAUUUAUUUAAAAAAAGAUUAUCUAUAAUGUACAAAAAAACCUUCCAAUAAAACAAUAGUAGGUUAGGAGGUAUAAAUAAUGUUUAAUUCGGAAACUGAGUUUACUUUAUUUGAACACAUACGUGGAGUUUUUUUUAUUUUACUGAUUUGUGUUAGUCGAUGUUGCUUAGUGGCAGAAUGUACAUAACAAGGAGGCGCGAUCCCGGUCGACCUCUGUACUACACCAAAGUUUUUAUUCUGACUUGUUCUUCUGACCGUACCCGUCUUUGUGUGGUGGAUCUUGAAGAAUGAAUCUCAAUUUGAUCAAAAAAUUAAAUUAUAUCUCUAUAUUUACUGGUGGUAGGACCUCUUUUGAGUCCGCACGGGUCGGUACCACCGCCCCGCCUAUUUCUGCCGUGAAGCAGUAAUGCGUUUCGGUUUGAAGGGUGGGGCAGCCGUUGUAACUAUACCUUAGAACUUAUAUCUCAAGGUGGGUGGCGUAUUUACGUUGUAGAUGUCUAUGGGCUCCAGUAACCACUUAACACCAGGUGGGCUGUGAGCUCGUUCACCCAUCUAAGCAAUAAAAAAUAUAUAUUAGUCUCAUGCAGUAUUCACAUAUUACAUUAUCUACCAAGCGUGUGUGAUUGAAGUGUUCACGAACGCUCACAUGUACGAAGAUCUUUCAGUUAAGUAUACUCAAUGGAACAUUUCCAAUAUGCAGACAUUCAUUUUUGUAAUAAAUAUAUAUGUGUGUUUUGAUAUGUUUCUUCUUAUAAAUUAGGCUAAAAAGUCUUGGAGCUAUCGGCCGUGAAUCAAAGAAUGUAAACUCAGUUUCAAGUAUGAAUCGGAUGUGGCUUUUAGGUCAAUUAGUAUUUAAAAAAAAAACAAACAAAAACAAACAAUGUUUCACAUGUGUGUGUUUUUUAUAAUGUAGAUAAUAAUAAGAAUAAUAAAAAUAUGAUAAUAUCGAAGCUAUAAUACAAAAUAUAGUAAUUAAAGACUUAUUACAACAACAACAACAACAAAGUAAAUAUGAUAUUUGUUAAGUAAUGCGUAAUUAAUGUAACGUUUAUUUAAGGGUCUGUUCGUGUUGUUUAAGGUCCGGUCGCACGACGACGUGUUUCGUUGCGAUAUAUAUAUAUAUAUAUAUAUAUGUAAUGUAUGUACAAAGACUGAACAGUAAGUCAGUCGCUGGCCCAGAUCUCCACCGCGACGCUGUAAGGCUGAUGGCACACCGGCGCCACCGAUGUCAUUCUCCCAUAUGUGUGUAAUUAACGAGACAAAAAAACGUAUAAUCGAUUUGCGAUGAAUUAUGGUUCGACGAAGAAAAAUUAUAUUGUUUUUUUUUAAAUCUCGGCACAAUACAAAGGCGUGCCCGGUGUGUGACCUGCCUUAUUGUAUGCUAUUUAUUUCACUCGAGUCGCACGAGUCAUCAAUAAACAUCCUCAUUACUUAAAUUAUCUAAAUUGAUAUUGACAAGUCGCAUGCGGACUUUUCAGGAUCCAUUAAUCUCUAUUCAGAUGAAUUGUGGAAGGGCUAUUCCACCAGGUCAGACUUAGAUCGUUACUGCGGGUGACGCCGUGAUGUAGUCAGGUCCUUAGUCCUGGAUUAUUUGAAAUUGGAACUGUUCCUUCAGUGCACGGCGUAGCUUCACUAUCGAUUACAGCUAUUCCCCUUAUAACACGGUACUCUUACAACGCGUUUUCAUAUUACGCUAUUUCACUCUCUCGUAUAACACGGAUAUUCCGCCAUAUAACGCGGUGAUUUCAUACGUUAUAUUUCUGUACAUACUUUGAAAUUUAUAAUGAUUUGUACAGUUCACAAUUUAAUUUCGCGUACCUUUGCACAUUGUGUUAUUAUAAAAUUAAAUUAAAAUAAAUUAUUAGGUUCACAUUGGUAAACAUUGGUUUUAAUGUUUUGUAUUUGUAUAUAUUUUAUAUUUGUACAUAACGCGUUAUAUAGGGGUCAUACAAACUUGUUAUAUGAGGAUAGUCCUACAACGCGUUUCGUAUAACGCGGUACCAAUCAGCCGUGUUAUAGAGGGGAUUAUUGUAUAUCGAUACUUACGUACGUGGCACUUCACUAUUGUGUCGAUUAAGCGAGAACACUUCUUCCGCUUAAAAUAGAGAGGAGCUGCUACCUAACAUCGUGGCGGGUGUGUUAUUAGUCAAUAACUUUGUGUGUCCAAAAGUUCCGCUAGAGGGCGCUUUAUAGUGAAUACCUUGUGCUUAAAAAUUUACAAACUAAAAUGUCCCGUGCGAUUCGUGUGAAUUAUCGAUAACUAACUUUUGUCCAUGACAAUUCAUUAGACUCUCAAUUCGAACUGAAAAUUGACACUGCCAUUCCUAAAACAACUUUGUAAUUAGUCGAUUUAAAAAUGAAUUAAAAACGUGCUUUGAAUCGUUUUGUUACAGGCAACGAUGUGAUCGCUAACUUAAUCGAUUCAAAAAUAUAUAUUUUAAUUUUUUUUUGUAUAUAAAUAAAAAUCGAUAAUUAUAACCUUAAUAAUCGUGACCGACAAACAUUUUACCAAAUUAAUCGUCACAUUAAUGAAUUAAGUAUUCAAUGUUUUGCUUAUGACAACAACUAUCGCUUUAUAUAUAUCUUAAUCUGUUCAAUCGAAAUAUCGAAGAAUCGAUAAAACAACAAUACGUAAUGGGAAAAUCGAUAUUCUUAUAUGUAAGAAUGUGUUCGAAUUUUUUUUUUUUUUGUAAUUGUUAAUAUUAACAAUCUAGUCUUUUUUUGUUUAUUAUUAUUUUUAUACAAUAGCCGUAACGUAUUAUCGCGAUUGUCGCUUAUUUUAAUAAUAAUGAUAAUAAUAUUAUUACUAUUUUUAGUUUUUAAGCAAUUUAAUUUUGAAAGUGUUUAGUGAAAUUGUAAAUUAAUUUCCGAUUAUUUAUUUUUUUGUUUGAAUGAAAAGAUCGUUGCAGUUUGUCGCAAAAAACUGGAUUUCCUUUAAAAUUGUUCGAAUCGACAACAGUGUGCUUAGUGCGAGUUUUUUUUAACGUUCUCGAUAGCGUAAAAGUUAACUCAAAUUUAUUAUAGGUGGGGCCCGUUUGAGUUUUGUCCCACCUCAUAUACCGAUCAAUAAUUUACUCAUCAAUCAACUCUGAAAAUAUAUAGCGUAAUUUAAAAAAAAAAACUGCACACUCCAUUCAUUCAAACAAAAAAUAAUAUAUAAAUACAUAUAGUAUUAUAUAAGUUAGUCUUGAAUAACUAAAUAGUUGUUCAAGUUAAGAUGUUUUAUUGCGUGAUUAUAAUUUGUACGUAUUACAUAUAUAUAUGUGUAUAUAAUUAUACGUAUUUACGGUUUGUAAUAAUGAAAAUUUACUAUCCAAAGAUCUGUAAUGAGAUUAGUGAAAGAGCGCGCGUGUGAGAGCGAAUGGUAAUAAUUUUUUUUUCUUCAGAAGUUAAUCUUCUCUGCGAUGAAAGUUUUAAGACAAGGAACACAAGGCUUUGUAUCGUCGAAGAAGUAUCACUUCUGUGUGUAACGUUUGAAAGCGCCCAUUCUAUGUUAUUAUUGUUCUUUUACUUUGAAUAAUCACAUUUAAAAUCCACUAUCUAAUUAAGAAUAAAAAAUGUCCACGAUUUUCGUAUUUAUUAAAUAAUUUAAUAUCACAGUAUAAAUAAAUAUAUCUCUUAAAGUAAAUAAGGUAAUCGUGCUCCCCAUACGAACCCACCAAUUUCAAGAAUUGUUAUUCAAUGUUGUUCUUUUAUUUGAACCCUAACGGCAGAUCAGAAGGGGUCACCGGUGCUCAUGGAAACAAAAGUAACGGGACUUGACUCACGACCUUGUCUGGUCUACCACUAAUGAACUAUUACAGAAGAAAAUAAUUGAAUUAAAAACUAAAUUACUUUUACGGUUAAUAUUUAUUUGGGAGUUUAACAACAGAUGGAAGAUCUCCCAUCAAGCGACUGGUAUUGCUCGGUAGACCGAAGAUCUGAAUGUUUUUUUUUUUCUUACCUAUACUGAUAGCCUUGAGAGGCUAUUUCAGCUUCUCCUUGAUGAGUAGGUGAGCUCACGGGCUCAACCUGAGAGAAUUAGCUAACACUGGUCCUAGCAAGAGCAGUGCUUCGCAAAAUCUACCGCUGGGUCGGAAACGCGACCCACUGAGAAGAUCCAGCGAGAAACUCAGUGGUCUAAACUGAGGGUUAUUCGGAUCUCGUAUAUAUGUAAGCUUGUCUUGUAAAUGUCGUUAGCGCGAUUCAGGCAUCUAAAACUGUCAAAUAUCUCGUGUUAGCUGCCGCCAUAUUGAGCGAUCGCAGUCAUUAUUCUAUCCGCGACUACUCACUAAGUUCAAUUAAAAAUGAUCGAACUGUUGAUACUAAUAACAAAUAAAACGCACCUUUAAUUACAAAGAUAAAUAUCGCGUUAAUAAACGAAAUUUUACCCCUUGAUAUCUAUAUUAUUUUAAAUUUGUACAUACAUAUGUACUGCAUGCGCGCGAGUUCAUGUCCAUCGGGCCAGAGGCGACGCGCGGGGUACAGCUCGCCCCGCCCCCGCCCGCCUCCCCGCAUUCGUCUGACGUCGAGUGUUAUCGAAAAUUUACGCUAACGCUAUUAUGUUUAACCAUGACUAUUCCGCUUCCAACAAGUUCAGAUAGAAAAAAAAACCUACUGAAAAAAGAUACAUACUGAUUCCGACUCUGAUCUGUCGGUUGUCUUUUCAUUUGAUAGUGAUUGAAUUGGAAUUAAAAAAAUAUUUUUCUCUAUUACAAAUAAACAAGUAAUUACUUAUCACAUUCAUUUUAUUUCAUAAAUUGCAAAAUUACCUUAGUUACGUUAAACCAAAUUGACAGCUGUUGACUAAAUCGGUAGUUAUUAUCGACAUUACCAUAAUUAACUAGAUCACAGCACUACCGCAUUCCUCAGGAUGGACAUGAACUCGCGCGCCUACAGUACAUAAUUAUAAAUCCAAAAUAUUGUCAAUUUAUAGACAAGAAUCAAUUUGUUAAGAUUGCGCAAUAUAUAAUCAGAAAUUAUUCAUGAAUUUAAAUUAAUAUAUAUAUACAUAUAGAUGAAUAUGUAUAAUAUGUACAAGAUGUGUUAGCUCAGAUGCUGGUGAGUGGUCACCGCCGAUCGACAUGGCAAUGCCGAGGGUCGAUCUAUAAGACUAGAAGUUUUUUAAUCGCGAUUCAAAGAAUCUUGAAUUUUGGCUUUGAAAAAUACGGAUAUAUAAUAAUUGAUGAUUAGUGUUGUAUUAAUAAUUGUGAUCAUACGGGAAGUUUUAAAAUUGACUGCUUAAAGCAAAACCUGCUAUAUGAAAUAUCGAAGUAAUGAAAUUGUUGAUGUCCACGGGCGCCAACGAAUAAUUUACAUAACACUGCGUUUCCCAUUUAAUUUUACUUUCGGUCAAUUUUAAAACGGCCCGUUUAUUUAAUUGAAAAUGUAGAUUUUGCUAUAAAUUUGUAUAAAAUUUGGCGUUUUGUAAGAAAAAUAAUUGAAAUAAGUAUAUAAUAAUAUUUAUAUUAUAUUUUAUAUAGUAUGUAUUCGCUUUCGUUGUAACCAAUGGUUUUUGACAAUACUCAUAAUGUUAUGAGAAAAUGUAUAAGGCAUAAGCGCUAUAUUUUCGAUUGAAUCAAUUAUUUAUUCCAUUAUUUAUACAAAUAAUUAUUUUUUCCGUGACUUGACAUCAGAGGAACAAGGUCGGAUGUUCAUGAUGCUAACAUUCCAAAAUAUAAUCGGUUCUCAUUUAUUAAUAUAUCGUGUUGUGAAAGGCUCUUUGGUUUAAGUGACAUUUUUGAGACUUUACAACAGAGCCAUUUAAAGUUUAAGAAAAACCUUUAAAAAACUUUAGUUUUAAAAAAAGAUUUUUCUUAGUCCUAAUCACUCACCUGUGUCAUUCAGUAAAAAGAGAGUUCAGUUUUGUAUAGCAUAAUAAUAUUGUAUAAAAGAUUAUUUAAAAAAAAUAUAUAUAUAUUUAAAUGUUUAUUUCUUAUUUAUAACACAGAAAAGGAAAUGAAGUCUUUUAUUGUUUAUUCAUUCUGAAUUGUCCCAUAUCAUUAUAUAUACUAAUCCUUCAGUGAUCUAAAUUCGACUAUAAUUCAUUUAAAUUAUAAGUUUGAAUAUUAUUAUGGUUCUAUUGUCAAACACUAUUAUUAUUUCUUUUAAUCACAUAUUUCACCAAGACUACACCACAGACAAAUAAUAUUAAAGACAAACAAUAUUAAUCUAUGCUCAAUUUGACCACAGACUUUAAAUAACAUAAAUAAAUAAAUGACAAUAAAUAAAGAGUAUAUAUGCGUGUGUGUGUGUCAAAUACAUGGUAGGUUGUGUAAUGUUUUAUUUAUUUAUUUAUUUAAUGUAUGUUUGAUGCGUAAUAAACAAAAAUAUUAUCAUUCUGUACUCCUUCUCAUUCUCUAUAUUCACUAAAAGCGUGGGAAAUUAUAUGAUAUUGCGUCUACGCAAUUUUCGUAAAAAGGUGUAAAAAGUUUUUGCUUCACUUAAUCUAAUAUAUAAAAUUCUCGUGUCACAAUGUUCGUUCCCAUACUCCUCCGAAACCGCUUGACCGAUUCUCAUGAAAUUUUUUAUGCAUAUUCAGUAAGCCUGAGAAUCGGCUACUAUCUAUUUUUCAUACCCCUAAGUGAUUAGGGUUGUCCACCCCUAACAUUUUUUUUUAUUUGGACAUUUUUUUUUGUUAUAAUGAGGUAUUAUGUGGUUGAAUGAGGUUUUGUUAUUUUUAUUAUAUAUUCCCUCAUCGUUCACAGCACUACAUACCUCUUUCACUCAUUUACCACAUCCUUACACACUUACAAUAAGUUAGUUUUUUUUUCUACACUAGAAAUUUCCUAGAAAUCUUAUAUAUGGCAAAACAAUGUUUGCCGGGUCAGCUAGUAAUAUAUAGAGAUAUUUGAUUUGAGACACGAUUUUAUUUCUCUGAUGUCAAUUAUUCUUACAAACGGUUUAGUAGGUGUUGUCUGUAAUAAUUACUUGUUGAAUAUCGAAAGCCUUUGUCCGUCUUAUCGAAAAUGUGCUUCCAAGCUCACGUCGCUAGUAACUCUGUUAUUUAUUUGUAUCACUGCUUUGCAUCGCUUAAAAACGGCAAUGCGUUUUCUUAAUAAAUAAAUAAUAAGUCAAAACAAUUAGUAAAAUAUAUAUAUAUGUAUUUACUAAGCCUUAUUUAAAAUUUUAACUCAUUUUUUUUUAUCAUUAUAUUCUGUUCCGUGGUGUUUGAGACCUUAUCCUUUAUAAAAGUAUACACCCUGUAUCUAUAGAUAUUGAACACCCUGUAUAAUAUUUAUAAAGGAACAUUCAUAAACUAUGAUGUCGGAUACAUCCUAUAGGAUCUGAUGACUUGCACUAUUUUAUUUAGAAAUAUACCAAUACGAAUAAUUUAUUUUGAUUUCAUAUUAUUGGAACGAAGUUCCUUAUCGCGCGUUGUGAAAAGGGGCUAGACGGAAAAAAUUCUUACGAAAAGUUGUCACGACACUUUUUAGAUCCGUCAUUCUGACCAAUCAACGUGUAGGCGCUUAUCGCGUGACAUUGCUCGUAUCCGAUUGGUCCGCGUAAUGAGUACAGUUUCUCGAGAUAGCGUUUCAACAAUAGUAAUUUAGUUCAUAGUAUUGUUUUUUUCUUCUUCAUGAUGCCGUAAUUUAUUAUUAUAACUUAAAAAAAAUAAUACAAUUCCUUCAUUAAUUAAUCGAAAGGAACUUCGUUCCAUCCGGGUGUCCCUUGACACCUCUGAAGUUUUUAUAUAAUAAAGAAAAGUAACAUGUUUGAUAUUAAAGUUAAUUGAUGUUGUUUUAAGAUUAUCGAACUACAGAUUCCAAUUAUUGCAAGCUGAUUGCGUUUUGAGGUAAUCUGUUUUAGUUAAAAUGACGAAUACCGCUUCUACUAAAGUUAGUGAAAAUAUAUUAUAAUGCAUAGCUAUUUAUCGAUAACACCGCUAUAAACAAUGAUCUUCCUUAUAAUAAAGAUAUAAUAAUCGUAUUGUUUGAAAUGUAAAUCUUAAAUUAUUGUAUACUUUUAAUCAGAUUAUCAUGUGAAAAUAUCGCGAUACUUAAUUAUUAUGUAAAUAUAUUCUCUAAAUAAAGAAACAUUUGAAGGAC